GGGACCGUGGCGAACAGUGGUGGGCGGUGCCGCGCCCCGCCCUGCCCCGCCCGGCUCCACGGCCCCGGUCCUGGCCGCCUCCCCGGCGGCUGAUGGGCUACUGGAGAUCUGGGCCUGCGUGGGUCAUUGCGCCCUGUGGCGGCUUUUCAGCCCAGGGAAGGCGAGGAGGCAAUCCGAAGAAGCAGCGCCCUCCUCUCGCCCUGGUCUCCUUUCCUCAGUACGCAACGAAGGAAGGGAGCGUGGUUCUCUGUAGUGUGUGUGGUACUGCAGUGCACGCUCUCCGCCUCGCCCCCCCCUUAUCAUCGGGCAGGCCGGCUGACUCAGUGCUGUGGGAACGGGCAUGCGAGAGCUCCGGGAGACCGUGGCCGCCGCUAAAGAACAGCAGCGCGCCUCGCCUGCAUCAGCCUCGGCCGGGCCGCUGGGAGUCGUUGUGCUUGUUUGUGUGCCCAGUUUCCACCACUUCCACGUGGCACAAGAGCGUUUCGAAAGAUUUACUGCAUGGGUAUCAGACAAGGUUUAUGAGAAAAGUCAUUUGCAAACAUUGGCACCUUCGCUUAGACUGGCCUAAACACGACCAGUCUUCUGUAAUAUCAAAAUUUAAAUACGGCAUAAUCCCUAAGGAAAAAAUACAAGUAAAAAAGAAAUUACUGUACCAUUACUGUACCAUAUUGCACUUUAUACACAAACAGUCAUGAAAAUUGAUGAGAUUCUGCUGUGAGAUAGACUUGGGAUCACACUGGUAGUAGUUUGCUUUCCAACACCUCUGUAAAGUGCAGGGUGUCUCUUAAGAGUGUAGAGAUAAUUAGAGGAGAUGGCAUUUUGUAUGUUGGAAAUCACAUGGAAAUGGAAAAGCAACUGUUAAAAUUACAAACAUAGUGGUAAGACUCAAAAACAUGCACCAGACAGACUUCAAAUGUCUUACUAAAAUAAGCUUGAGUGGAUGUGCACAAAGUAAAGAAAAAGAUAUAUGCAAGUGACUUAAAUCUAUUAAAGCAGAUGUAUAACAUUUCUUGUGUUUUAUUAGUAUUUUAUAAUUUUCUGUGUGAAAAACCUACACUCUCUCAGUCUUUUUCCUCAUCUGAUCAUACAAUAUAGCCUCUCCAUCCUUAUUUUUAACAUUACAUUAAUUUCUUUAGUAGUAGAGGAUGAUCUCACUGGAGGGACGUGAAGUAAAAAGUUUCUCAUGGACCAUCUAUAGAAAAGACCAGAAAAAGUACUGGCUUAAAACCUUCAUUUUUAUUUUACCUUUAUUUUUGCAGAAGGACUUGCCUGCUGAGAGAUUCUCUUUGUAGAGAAUCAUUAUUAAAAACAUCUUGGGCUGUUUUGGUUUGCCCUAGCUGGUGGGAUGAGUCUUUUGUUCAUUCCUGAGUAGAGAGUUUGUGGAGAGCUUUCUGAGAUGUGGCAUGUCCCAGGUCUUUAUGGGAUCUCUAUUAAUGAAUUGCUGUUAAAGAGGAAUUUUUUCUGAUCAUUUGUACAUUUUUCUACGAUGAAAUGUUGAUUUUUUCAUACUGCUAGUCUUUUGAUAUCAUAGACUGCACAUUUUUCUUUAAUGAUGCAGUAAAACGCAUAUCUCCUUGAGAGCAGGCAUGCAUUUUUGUCACUUGAAAGAGCAGUUGUUUACUUGACUGAAAAGUGUACAGUGCAGUUAAAACAGACAGUGGUACAGGGUGGCACAGUAGCAAUUCUGAGUUCAGCAUUUUUAAUUAAUUGCUAAACAUGUUAUAUACAGUUUCAUUAUAAAUCUUCAAUUAGAAGCCAGAAAAUUAAAGUUAUGUUUGAACUUUUACUAUGAAAUGGCUGCAGUUACAAAAUGAUCAAUUGUUUAUGAAUAUGCCUUGCUUAAAUUAUUACUGAAGCUAGUAUAAAGCUUGCUCUAUUAAUAGUGAGUUUCAGCUAAAAAUAAAUAAAUGAAUGAAUGAAGUAUCACUGGUCUGCCUUUGAAUAUUUUUUCUCUUCACUGUUGUUUUAUACAGAAGGUUAAUAUAGAUCCCUUACCAUAUGUAAUUGAACUUGCAGAUUUACUGUCUCCCUUUUCUCUGGAAAUCUCUCUGUAACACUGUUUAGCUCAAUUAAGGCGUUCCAUGGGUGGACUCUUACUUAGUCCUUGUCACAGUGAUUGUCACCUAAGAAAUUAUUUCUAGGAUGAAUCUGUAAAUCAGUUAAAUUAAAUACUUUGAACAAUGUCAACUUCCUACAAUAAUAUGUGUACAGUUUUAAAAGAUUUUGUCACUGUAAGAACUUCUACGAGAGAAAAAAUAUAUUUACUUCUGCAUUGUUUUCUCUUUGUGCAGUUCUGAAUAUCUGGUUUUUUCGUCCCACAUUUUAGUAUUUCUAAUUUGAAUUUUUUGUUUUAUGAUUAUUGCACUUUCUGAUUAAGAAUGUAAUAGUGUUGGCACACAUAUAGGGUCAUAGCAUAACUUAAUUCUGAUGUCAAUCUGUAUUUUCCCUUCUGUGUCCUCCCUAUUCUUCUCUCUCACUCUCUCAUCCCUGCCACCCUCCCUUAGUGGAAAGAAUAACUUCCAGGUGUUAACUGGUAGAUUGGUUUACUGAUGAAGACUCAUUUAUUUAAGAGCAUUUUAAGAAAUUCUGACAGCCUCAUCAAAUUGUUUCUGUCAUUUCCAUUUUGUGUCCUUCCUUUCCAGUGGUUUCCACCUCCUCAGUUCCUCAGUUUGAGUACCAUCACUCAGCAAUUCAUUUGACAUAAUUGAGCAUACUUUAUUUUUUUCUUUUUCCUCCCCAGCUCUAGUAGAUCCUCUUUUGGAGAUUCCUUGUGUUGUUAGUAAUUGCUUGUUCACCCUUUCCCACAAAAAGGGUGUUAUAAUGUGGGAUGUGGAGUUGUGUUUGUUAAAAGGUGAUAAUGGUUCUGUUUACCAGAAAGCCCUGUGGGAGGGCACAGCAGCAGGCUGGGCAGUUAGAGGUCAGCUGAGGAAUGGGAGGCAGUUCUGGGGAGAGACACAUGGACAGCAUGUGGUUAUGUUCAGUGGAAGCUAAAGGUAUAUAAGGGAGGUGUUUUCUACAAUAAAGCAAUUUCCUUCAUAUGCCCAAGGGGGUCCAUGUAUCUUAGUUCCCCAUUGCUACAAAUGGCUUGUCAGAAUUGGGCAUUUAAAGGUGGUAUAGGUACCAUUCUGGUAGCAGCUCGCACUGAAGUCAAGGAAUCGGCCAACCGGGAAGAGUCCAAGGAAGGAUCUGGGAAGAGUUUGGGAAAGAACUCAAGAAUUAAAAGUGUGAGCGCCUCACAUGUCAAGUGAGUAGACCAGUGGGAGCAAAUAUGGGAGGAGAAAAAUACCUGGAACAAAGGAGGAGCUUGAGCAAGAUAAGGCAGCUCCUGCACCAGCAGACAAUUAAUAUUGCUGAUGUGAAACUGAGCAACUUGCUGGGCUGGGUGUCUAAAUCAUGUUGAAGACUUCCCUUCAAUGGUCCUCUAAAAGUAGGAGCCUGGCAGCCAGUAGGAAAGAGACUUUUUGUUACUGCCAAGGACGGGGAUAUUGAAGCUUGUAAGCUUCUUGCCACAUGGAGAACUGUCAUGGUGGCCAUUAAAGAAAACAGCUUGAAUGUUGGCCAUUUUGUAGCUUUAGAAGCCAAUUCCCCCAACCCCUCAGCACCACCAGAACCCAUAUCCAACCCCAAGAUUAACCCGUACUCUGCAAAAUUGUCUUGCCCUGAUGGAAAUCCCUCCGCGGUUGGUCUCUUCGGCAUGAAAUUCCUGUGUCGAGAGCAAGCAGCCAGUUUGCUUUCAUCCCAAAAUGGUGGAGCCCACGCUCUCCUGAUGAAGCCUGCCAAAACACCCCAAAAUGGCGACAUUGUAAUCCAGCAAAUGCAAGAAAUCAGAGAAGCUGCGAUGACAGAAGGCAACCUAGCAGUCGUUAAUGUGCUGAGCCAGCUUGAAGAGAUAGUCGUGGCCUGGGGCCCCCACAUGCCCUAGAGCACAGCAGCCCAGUCAUCCCACCAAACGGGUGUUCUGCUCUGCGGCUGGGUUCAUGGCGGCCGGGAUGUUAGCUGUGAUUGCCGGGUUCCUGCUUGCUAUAGCUGCAGACAGGUGGAGUUCACAAGCCAGGGAGUAAGACAGCCCAGUGGCCAACUACUUCAGUUGCACCUUGCUGCCACUGGACACUGCCGGUGUGGGCUGCCCUCUGUCCCUGGUGCCUGCCAUGGCUCUGGACGCGGGUCCCACCGCAGCUCCUUGGGGCUCGGCUGCGCAGGACCAGUGGGCAGGCAGCUGCACUCCCACUGGGGCUAGGGCUGGCACAGCAUAGGGGACAGCGGGCCCCAGGGCAGCCACAUGUGCACCCCAUGGAGCGCCAUGCCAGGACAGAGUGGACCAGGGCAGAGCCGCACCGGCUCGAGCAGGGCGGUUGCAGGUGUUGGGUCUAUGCGGAGAGAGAGGCAGCCAAGAAGGGCUUUCCUAGAUGGGAUGAACUGACCUGCCCUGUGUUAUGCAGUAGAUCUGGGUUAUGCAGGUAUUACUGGAGCAAGUGGAAGUUUCCCAGGUGGAGACAUGGGCACUGCCAUGCCGCAGCUAUCGCUGGAUGACCAGCAGAGCAGGUUCGGCUUUUAGCAGUGUCCUACAGCAUGCACUCACAUGGUUCGGCACAUGGAUGGCACUGGCUGCCAAUGGUGGUGAGGCCAGUGGGGUACAAGAGUAUCACUGCCGCAGCUGAAGCAAGCCUUCUACGACAUUGAGGCACUGCUGCCUGCCGGGUUUUGCUGUGGUGCCACUGUGUUUGUAUACUUCAUCUUAAAAGCAUUCCUGCAGCUGCUCUUCUGAACCGUAUUCUGUGACACUUUCCUGCGCUGCUCACACACUCUGGUGCUGCUUGCUGCCAGGACCUCUAAGUUUCAGACACAUGGACCAGGGGUUGUUUUAAAAGGGAAUACCCUCAGGCAAAGGGCUGGAGGGGGGUAACCUCCCCUUGUAUGCAAAAUGUGACUGCAGCCUGACCCCUGUGAACAGAACAACUGUUUCUACAGACACAUCCAGCAAAACCAACAAAGCUACAGUAGUUUAGCAUGAAGGUGACUCUGUCCAGUAGCAUAAGAGAGUAUUAAUAUUAAAAGAUGCUUCUGUGCAAAUUUUAGAA
This is a messenger RNA of Haemorhous mexicanus (house finch), 5078 nucleotides long. RefSeq lists its product as uncharacterized. The transcript has 2 exons. Lineage: Eukaryota; Metazoa; Chordata; Aves; Passeriformes; Fringillidae. The coding region runs from base 93 to 695 and encodes 200 amino acids. The record is from RefSeq and is a predicted model, not a curated record.